GACUAAGUUCGCAUAAUGUUCCUCUCUUGGUCAAAAAGUGCGUGCUCGCUUUAACUGUGUUGUGCCACCUGGGAGCGGUAAACGCACCGCUAUUGAACUGAAUGAACGGCGGUGACGCACGAGCUUCACGAGCGAACCGGAUCAGACAGACCCCAGCGUGUCUUGUCACUAUUAGCUGCGCCUGUCACCGUUACCGGAGUCGGUCGUUCUUCCGACCUUUAACAAGUUUCGCCGCCUUCGUUUCGUGCAGUGUGCGUGAGCGUUAAAGUGCAGAAGAGAAAACGGGAGGCAUGUGAAGUUACUGUCACUUUCACCAGAGAUGGAGAAUUCGGUUGAAGAUGAGUGGGCUGAUUCAGGAGCGGAGACCGGAGGCUGUGAACGAUGAAAAGAUGCAUCCUGGUUUGUUUAUAGGUCUGACUACAGUCUUAUGUCAUCAGCAAGCAGUGAUUUGUCCAUGGGGGACCUACAAGAUCCUUUCCUAGUUUCUAUCCACAUCAUCACUGACCCCGGUCAGGCCAAAACGCUCCAGCAAGCCGCUGAUCAGGUCCUCUCCUGGCUCCACCCUGAUCUCACCCUCUUCAGGGUGUCAGAACGGGCAGGUGGUCUCUCUCGAAAGCCCAAGGCCCGCCUGCAGCGCGUCACCGAACCGCCGUCGCAUCAGCCCGCCUUGGCUGUGAUCCUGUUUCUACAGGAUGAAUACGGAGGUGAAGAGAGUCUUGAGCGUCUCCACAGUCAGCUGAGACGCCCACCGUGGCGAUACCACCAUACAGAGCGGGUGAACGGGCGAGGGCUCUUGCCAUUUUCUCCAGCCAGCCAGGACUUUGUUACACUUGCACCGGGCACACCGCUGUGGGCGCUUCGCCAGGUGCACUACGGCAAAGAAAUAGUGCGCUUUACAGUCUACUGUCGCUAUGAGACCUACACCGAACAGGUGCGUCUGUACAGACUGCUCCUGCGCCGAAGGCUAGCCCAGAAGAAAGAGGAUUUCUGCUUCUGUGUGGUCUACUCCAACCCUGAAACAGAAAUCCAGCUGUCAUUCAAGCGGAUGCCCCGUGGCCAGAACCCCGUUCCCACUGAAAAUGCCGUGAUGGAGAUCAGAGUGAGGGAUGUCGGUGAACUUGUGCCACUGCUGCCAUGUCCCUGCACGCCUAUCAGCGACGUCCGCUGGCAAACAAAUGAUUAUGACGGGAAUAAAAUAUUGCUACAGGUUCAAGGUUCACGGUAUUACCGCAAACGCACUAUUGCAAAGUUCUGCUACCUUCCUCCUGAUGAUCCUCCGGUUACCACCCCUCCUCCACCCGAACCGCCCCCUCCACCUCCACCUUACGGCCGCGGCCCCGCCUCCUAUCGAAAUCGGCGUUUUCACCGGAGCUCAUCACGUUCUAGGACCCAGACCCUUCCGUCUCCGGUCACCUCCAGGACGCCUACGCUGUGCGAUCAGGAGGAGCGCAUGGAGAGGCUCCAGAGGGAUGUGGAGCUCUUACGAGCGGGAUGGACUGGCCACCGCACACAGUCCCUCUUUUCUCUGCCCACAGACGAGUCCCGCUCCUCGUGUGCCUCUCCAUCCAGCUUCCGUCCUCGCUGCUUCUCUUCAAUGGCCGCUCCAAUUUUCCGUGUCAAUGUCGAUACGCUAGUGGGAGCCGAAGAGACGGACGUGGACACGGGACAGACCAUCAGCGGCAGCUCUGUGGACCUGUCGGUGGUCUCAGGUUAUUCCCAUCCACAGCUGAGGCCCCAUUUGAAGGCCCCAGCACCGCGGCCCAAGUCUGCUCCUCCAACAGAUGGAGGUCUUGACUUUAAAGAUCUGACCUUUAAUAACGCCUCCUCCAUAAGACAGACUCCUGUGCUGUCUAGAACACAGAGCAUCUCUGCAAAAUCCACACCUUGUGUAGUACACAAACCACAGCCAAAGAAUGUGAAGGACGUGUUGCAGGACAAAGGACAGCAGAACAGCAAUGGCAUUGUGACAGUAGAGGAUUGUGGUCAAGAAGGCAUUGCGGAGGAAGAGCAAGAAUUUUAUAUCUGACACAUGCAGGCCAAUCAUCAGCAUGUAUGCAAGUCUUAAAGCGUUUCUCCACCCCAAAACGAUUUUUUUUCAUUUAUUACUUACCCCAUUGUCGAUUCAAAGCGGUAAGAGCUUUUGUUCGUCCUUGGAACAGUUUAAGGUAUUUUGAUGAAAACCGGGAAGCUUGUGACUGUCCCAUUGACUGCCAAGUAAUGAACACUGUCAAGGUCCAGACAAGUAUGAAAGACAUUGUCUGAGUAGUCCAUCUGCCAUCGAUUUGUGUUUUAAGAAGCGACGAGAAAUGUACUUCGAGUACAAAAAGUAUUGUUGUUGCUUCAUAACGUUAUGGUUGUAUUUUUCUCGACCUUGAGAGUGUUCAACGGGACAAUCACAAGCCUCCUGGUUUUCAGCCAAAAUAUAAUUAUGUUAAACAUAAUUGUGUUCCAAGGAUGAACAAAGCUUUUACAGGUUUAAAACGACAUGAGGGUAAGUGAUUAAUUACAUUUUUUUUAUUUUGGGGUGGAGUAACCCUUUAAAAAGGGAAUUUUCUAUAAUUGCAAGGACCUGAGUAUUUGAAUGUGGAAAAACCUUAAACCAAUCAUUCUUUCAUCGUUUACUCAUUUUUAUAUUGUUCUAAAUUGACAAGACUCAUGUUAAACACAAAUUUAAAGACCUCAGAUGUUUAAUUGAGAGUCAAGGUAAUUAAAACUUCAGUUCAUAAACGUAUUGACAAAUAUAUUUACUUCUUGUGAACAGGUAUGAUCACUCUAUAUGAUGAGCUUUUAAUUACACGUUCAUAUGAAACCUAACGGUAAAUACUAUGUUAAAUAUAAAUAAAUAUGUAAUACAUUUAUAAAAUAUACAAUAAUAUAAUAUAUUAUAUUAAAUAUGUGCGCACACAAUUGCAUUGACAGACAGAAACAUAUGUUUACUUAAAAAUAUCUAAAUUUGCGUUCCGAAAUCUUACAGGUUUGAAACAAGAGGGUGAGUCAAGGAUGACAGAAUUAUUGGGUGAACUAUAUUUAAGGUCUUGUUCUGUAGUGAAAUUGUUUUAUAAGCGAAAGACAGUGCUUAACCAUGUGCAUUCAUAUGAAUGACUUUAAGACUGAAUCAAAUUGGCUUGUAUUUGUUGUCUGUUGUGGUAUUACGUAGCGUUACGUGAUAGUUGUAAUAAAAAGCUUAUGUCAGAGAACUCAGCGAAGAAUAAAGUUCUGCCACCUAGUGGUUGAACAUGGCAACUACACAAGUGCCAGACGCUUGUGUCCUAAGGCAGCAGGUCACUCGUUGUUAGAGAAACUAUUAAAAUCUCUAUCAUUUGUACAGUUUCACUAUUUGUUUCUUUUAAGAGUUUAAGAAAACGUAUGUAAUGUUUUACAUUGUCACAAAUUUUAAAUUAUAUGUAAAUAUUUUUGUUUUGAUGACCUCUCAGUGGCAGAUGUCAGAACCCUGCGCAAAAUGUCAGUGAUUAUAUGGAUAGAAAAGGAAAUAGUCAAGGAACUCAUUUUUUUUUUUUUUAUGUCUGCCUUUACAAACAUAUAAUUACUGUGGUCUGAACGACUUGCUGUUGAUGUUGUAAAAACAAAACCCAAAUAAUUAUAAUGGUUUUUCAUAGGGGUUAGCAGCUGUUUCUUUGAGGAAAAAUAAAUAAAUAAUGCAUUGUGGAAAGUUGCAUACUUUUACAACAGCCGGUCACUGGCACCUGUUAUAAAUUGUUUAGAAAUGAUUUUUUCAAAAGGAGUGCAUCUUAUGCUUAACGUUGCCAAUAUGUUCAUGUUGUCAAACACUGAAAACAAGUCUUGUAUGCAGGCUUGUUAAUGGAAUAAUCACUAUCGGUUACCUACACUUCAAAUCUUGGUUCAGUGCAGGGUCAAAGGUCAAAGACGUCCAUGUUUCAUUACAGUCAUGUAACUCACAUACACAUACAGGACAGCCCUUGUGAGUUGCCCCUCUCUCAGUGCCAGAUCACUCCCCACCCGUUCCCAGCUAAUCCUUUGAGCGUACCUGGCACAUCGCUACGGCGAUACCGCCUCUCAGUGCUACUGCGCUCCGGCACUAGACUGGGAUUCUGUUAAUCCCGUCCAGCAGCCAUAGAGCUACAGAAAUAGGGCAGGAGGGGUGAACCACAGCGUGGACUAGUUCCCUGCUAGAACAGAAGUCUACUUCAUUUGAAGCAGCUGUAGAUGAAACGUGAUGGGAUACAAUACCAGAAUAAUCAGAUAAUAAUAAUUAGUAGCAGUAGUAGUAUCGUUGCUUCAUUUACGGACGGUAUACUAUAUUACACAGUAUACAAAAUAUUUAUAGCUGUAAAUAUAACAUUAUUUUAGGGUAACUGUUACAGUUUUAAGGACCAGUUCUCACUGUUAACUAGCAUGCAUAUUACUAGAAUUUUGGAUGUUUAUUAGUUCUUAUAAAACACAUAUUAAUGUUUUUUUUCUGCAUGACCAUCCCUUAAUCCUACCCUAUACCUAAACUUAACAACUACCUUGCUGACUAUUAAUACGCAACAAAUCAAAAGUCAUAAUUAAUAGUUAAUCAAUAAUAAUUAUUUUAAAAGUAAUAUUAUUAUUACAGCAUACUACAGUAUAUAAGCAGUACGUUCACCCUUUAAUAAUAUUAAUACAACAAUAAUAUUUGUAAUGGUAAUGAUGCAUAAUAUUAGCUGUAUUAGUGCCCACCCUAUUAAUGUUAUUACAACUAUUACUACUAAUGAUAAUAAUAUUACCAUUGUGACACUAAUAUUUUUACAAUGAAAUAAUAAUGCAAACACAGAUUUGGGGAAAUGUUUGCAAUCCACUACAUAUAAUAGUGAGAAUGUAAUUCUGAAGCUGUGAAUGAGCGGAACUGUCCAGUUGAAAGUAAAGGGGCUAAAGAGUGUCCAAGUGAUUUAGACAUAGGCAUUUGUAAUCUUUUAAUCUUUUAGUUCAUCAAUAUUUGACCCAUUAAAGAACCUACUGUGUUCAAAGUAUGUUCACAUACCAACUUUUAAAUAUCUGACCUCAAGAUGAAAGAGGAGUUGUUUACUUCGGACGGGUGCAUUGUGCUUGCCCAAGUGGCCGUGACUUUCCCAUCAUCAUUUCCCAUCUUAAAAAUUCAAAUGCCGUGGACGGAAUGCUGGAAUUAAAGAAUCUGUCUUCUCCACUGACUGCUGCCAAGUUGCUUCUACUAAUUAACAUGCUUUCUGAUGGGCACCAUCCAAAUACCUGAUGCUUACUGAUCAUUUCCCGCUUGCAGUUUACCAUGGGAAAAAAUGUCUCUUCAAUCCAUUAGGCUCAUUUAUAGAAAAUCCAAUUACAGUGGAGAAAUGUGAAGAAAACAAAACAAAUAUAAAUUAAAUAUUGUUUAAAAUAAAUGUUGGGUACCAUUUUAGUAUAGGGAACAAUUCUCUGCAUUAACUGGUUGCUUAUUAGCAUGGCCAUUAUUAACAUAUAUUGCAUAUACAAUUAUUAGUUAUGUUGUAUUUUAGUACUUAUGAUGCAAAUAUUAUGCAUGACCAUAUUCUACAUCCCUAAUUCAAUCGCCAAACUUCACAACUAGCUUACUUACCAUUAUUAGGAAGCAAAUUACGAGGUUAUGAGGUAAAUUGAUGGUUUGUUAAUAGUGAGAAUUGGGCAUAUUUAUUAAAUUCCAUUUUUUUAUUAUGUUAUCAUGUUAUCAUAUUGU
Messenger RNA from Puntigrus tetrazona (Sumatra barb), 5665 nucleotides. RefSeq names its product protein FAM124A. The record is from RefSeq and is a predicted model, not a curated record. Bases 428 to 2026 code for a protein of 532 amino acids. The transcript is spliced from 5 exons. Lineage: Eukaryota; Metazoa; Chordata; Actinopteri; Cypriniformes; Cyprinidae.